AUGCAGGACGACGAAUACCAUUCAAUGCUACAGAAACUUAAUAAAGAACAAAAAGAGUUCUUUGCUCAUGCUCUACACUUAAUUAAAACAUCAGACAGACCAUUUUAUGCUUUUCUUAGUGGAGGAGGAGGUGUUGGUAAAUCCCAUUUAACCAAAUCAAUUUAUCAAGCUGCGCUAAAAUAUUAUAAUUCUCGUCAAGGUGAAGAUUUUCAUCAAGUUAACAUUUUACUUUUAGCUCCAACAGGAAAAGCUGCAUUUCUCAUCAAAGGUAAUACGAUUCAUAGUGCCCUUGCUAUACCAGCAAGUCAGUCUUUAAAGAAUUACAGACAACUUGACUCGAGUCGGUUAAACACUCUGCGAAGCCUACUAGGUGGUGUUAAACUAAUUUUGUUGGAUGAAAUAUCAAUGGUUGGAAACAACAUGUUCACUGUUCAAAUAAACAACCGACUGAAGGAUAUAAAAGGUAGCAAAGAAGAUUUUGGUGGUGUUAACAUAAUCGCGAUUGGCGAUUUAUUUCAGUUACAACCUGUCUUUGAUGGAUAUGUUUACAAUGAUAUUCAAGAUUCUGAGUAUAGCAUUCUGUCACCUAAUUUAUGGAAAAAACACUUCACGAUGUACGAACUAAAAGAAAUAAUGAGACAACGCGAGAGCAAAGUAUUUGCUGAGAUUUUGAAUCGCUUACGAGAAGGGCAACACACUCAGGACGACAUUGCCAAAAUCAAAGAAAGAUUUGUUAACGACAGUAACUGUCCGAAGGAAGCUCCCCGAAUGUUUAUACAAAAUGCCAAAGUUGAUGAAUAUAAUGGAACAGUUUAUCAUGCAUCUACUGGAAAAAAGUAUAUCAUCAUAGCACAAGACAGUGUUAUUGGAGCGAAUUCUGCUGAACUAAGAGAUAAAAUACUACGACAAGUUCCUUUCCUAUCAACAAGAAAUACGAAGCAACUGGCAAGAAACCUUGCUCUUGCAGAAGGGGAAAGGACAGAAAUAGCUCUAAACGUGAGAACUGACGAUGGUUUGACAAAUGGUGCUAGUAAUGUUAUACGGUUAGUUCAACUGUAUCAACCUGAGAAACCUUCAGGAAUAAUUUGGGUACAAUUUGACGAUGAAGAUGUUGGCAAAAAGACAAGACAGGAAAAUAGACGACUUUAUGUUCAAGGUAUCAAGGUGACAUGGACACCAAUAAAAGCAGUUACUUCGCAAUUUGCAGUUGGUAGAAAUAAGUCAGCUCAAGUGGUGAGAAAACAAUUUCCGUUGCGACCAGCAGCUGCAAAAACUGUACACAGAUCUCAAGGGGAUACUCAGUCUAAAAUUGUUGUAAAUCUCGAUACUAAAAGAGCAAUUCCUCAUAUUCACUAUGUCGCACUUAGUAGAGUUACUAGCAUUGAUGGUUUAUAUGUCACUGGCUUGUGCGAAAACAAAAUUGCUGUUGAUCCAAAGGUGACAGCUGAAAUGGAAGAUUUAAGAAGAGAAAGAAGAUUACAGCUUUGUUUUACACCACUCUACAACAUCGAUCCAGGCUGUCUGAAAAUUUGUUAUUUAAACGCUCGUUCGCUACACAAACACAUUAACGAUGUUCGAAAAGACUUCAAUUUUAUGUCUGCUCAUUUGGCUAUAUUUUCGGAAGCAAGAUUCAGCCCGUAUGAAGAAGAUGAUAUAUACAGUUUUCGUGGUUUCCAAUUAUUCUGA
This is a messenger RNA of Dendronephthya gigantea, 1686 nucleotides long. Its product is annotated as ATP-dependent DNA helicase PIF1-like. The transcript has a single exon. The record is from RefSeq and is a predicted model, not a curated record. NCBI's taxonomy places the organism in Eukaryota, Metazoa, Cnidaria, Anthozoa, Malacalcyonacea, Nephtheidae. Bases 1 to 1686 code for a protein of 561 amino acids. Gene Ontology annotation, biological process: telomere maintenance; DNA repair. Gene Ontology annotation, molecular function: DNA helicase activity.